Molecule: messenger RNA, 1683 nt
Organism: Botrytis byssoidea
Lineage: Eukaryota; Fungi; Ascomycota; Leotiomycetes; Helotiales; Sclerotiniaceae
Exons: 2
Coding region: 1-1683 (560 amino acids)
Source: RefSeq, a predicted model, not a curated record
AUGGCUGACCAAGAAGGAAAUUUCCCCAACGACUGGACUGAGGGUGAUGUAGACAACUCAUCACGAAUAACUCCAUGUGCUCCCAAUUUUCAGUCCCAGAAUAUGUUUCUGGGCAACAACAACCAAGGCAUGGCUGUUCCUCCAUCGCCUAGAGUUGGUCAAAUGUUCAACUCUGCCCGCACACCACAUCGAAAUGGGUACCAUUUUGGUGAAAAUCUAUAUAAUCAAGAUGUUACAACACCUCCACAGCAUGGAUAUGGCCAUUCAUCUAUUCCUCUGCGCUUGCAACGAAAUUACGGCUUUCACUCGGGUCCUCUGCGAAACUACCAAGGCACGAAUACUCCUCGAAACAACGCAUAUGUGGGAGUAAGCAGCCCUCUGAGUCCGUUUGCUCCUAUGCCAAAAGUGAGCAGCAGCAAUCCAAGCAGUAUACUCAAUCCAGCUGCACAAGAGUAUACGAAUUACAUCGAUCCUGUGCCGCGUGCCUAUAACUUGCUACAAAGCUACAGGUCGUUUAAUAAUGGUUUCCAAACACCCUUAGCAGGCAACGCGAGACCACAAGGCAUACCCCAGUAUAGCGGUUCUAUGAAUACAACUAUACCGGUGUUAUUAGACUCGCAUGGGGGUGCUUUCAUGCCGGCCUAUAGUCAACAACCAUUGACCCCUCCAGUGAGCAAUGAGUCAAAUCAGAACUUGACACCUUCUCAAGUUCCAGAGGAAUCACAAUGGAGAGCCGUUGGCUCUCCAUUACCACGAUCAACACCAGCAGGCAAUUCCGACAGUAGUGGCAGUGCCACUCCUGAGAACGACGAAAUUGCCAUCCAGCGAAAGCCAGCAAUGGUACCCAAGAAGUACCCCUUGCGUGCCGAGCAUCUAAUGCCCGGAUGCAUUGUCUGGUUAUCUAACUAUGAGGACGGACACGAGCCGAUAGUAUGUGUCCAAAAUCAUGAGUGCAACGACAAGGUCAAAGAAAAGGAUGGCCGCAAUCAUCCGGUAAUGAUCUUGAGGAUCAACCAACGUCGUGGCUCGAACAUCGUUGGUGACGUCAUACUCGACGUUGCAUUAAUGACAACUCUUGGCGGUCUACCUCUGAACAAGUACAUCAACAAGCUGCGCACGCUUGGACCGGAUACUUCAAUGCAAUGGUAUCUUCAAGAGACCAUGCCACUGUCUUGGACCCCAUUACAAACACCCCAGCUGAAGGGUGACAAGCUUGACGCAGUACGGAAACACGAGCAGAACCAAGAGUCGCAGCACCAUGCUGAAUUGAAUCAACGCGGCAAAACCUUGUUGUUUCUCUCACGGGGUAGCAUGCAGAGACGGUCGUACAUGCGUGUACAUCACAUCUAUGCCGUCCCUAUCAAGCAACUGCAAGCUUGCAGCCGGUACGCAAAGCUUGCUCACAUGGUCCGCUUGGACGAGUCUGGGUACCUGAGAGUAAUGGAGGUCUUGAAAUUGGUUCCAGAGCCUUGGGAAUCCAGCAUCGAGAGAACCAUUGCGGCUGCUCCGCAACGCCUUAAAAACCUUCGAGACGAGGAGAUGGCACAAUUCAACGCCAUUCAAUUGGCUGAACGCCAACCUCGUCAAGAUGAAGCUGUCAUGCAGCAAGGUCCGAACGUCACACAGCAAAGCCUGUUGGGUAAUGCUUUUGGCGUUGAGGCCGAGGGUCGCGAGCCCUGUUGA